CAAACUCUCAGAUUUUAGGUAUCCCAAAUCGUGGGUUCAACUUUUGUUUUAUGAUAUAUUGGUGAGGUCUGAGUUAAAUUAAAUGGUGCCGACUGAGUUGGCCAACUACUAACCAACUUCCUAACUAUUCAUGGUGUAACCCCACAUGCUGCCUCUUGUCCAAGACAUAAGAAAACAGCGGAGGGCUCAAGAUUGCUUCCACACCUGCAACUGCUUCUCUGGACAUAUACAUAUAACAACUAAUUUUAAUUGAAGAGCGGAUCGAUCGAUGGAUUGGAAGGCAAAUUGCUAUCUGGAUGGAUUCUCGUUAAGACAGUAGUUGUCGUGAAUUCUGAAAGGGGAAUGUCGUAUUCGUCAUAGUAACGGACUUACCGAAAAUUUACCAUUCCUUAUUUCAGCUCCCUUUGGUGUGAGCUUUUUCGCAAUUUGUUACUUGUCGAGCAGGCAUGGCCAUGAGUAGAGUGCAGGCUGCUUCGGGCCUGGUGAAAGCCGAGUCCGUGAAUAAUGCCGUGGGCAUUUCAAUGCUUCAGCAGCAGCAGCAUGUCAGGGUUUCGAAUCUCAGGGGCCGUAUUUGUGCUUCCAUUUCAGCUUCCUCCUCUGCAGCAAGACUUCACUGCCCCCUCGCUUGCCAAUUCCAUGGAUCUAUGCGAACUAUGUGGAAGUCACCUGUUAAUAAGGCUGCAGUUGAUGCUUCAUCUAAUGCCAAAGCAGUUUCUGCCCCAAGUUUGGAAGUAUCAUCAUCAGAAGAGAAAGAAGUCAAGCCUGCAGUAGAGGCUCCAUCAGCUUCUACAAUGACAGAAGAAUCUAUUACCACAUUUAUGGACGAUGUUGCUAACCUUGUCAAGCUUGUGGACUCUAGAGAUAUUAUGGAAUUGCAUCUAAAACAACAGGAUUGUGAACUCUUGAUUAGAAAAAAGGAGGCAUUGCCUCAGCCUCCACCUCCACCUCAGCAGGUAAUGGUACACGCUCCUUAUCCGACAGUUGCAGCUCCACCACCACCAACACCUGCUCCACCUUCACCAUCAACUUCUAUUGUACCUGCUGCAUCAUCAACCCCUAAAAUGUCUUCUCCUGCUCAAUCUGGACAUCCACCUUUGAAAAGUCCCAUGGCAGGAACUUUGUACCGGAGUCCUGCACCUGGUGAGCCGCCUUUUGUAAAGGUUGGAGAUAAAGUUCAGAAAGGUCAACUGCUUUGCAUUAUUGAAGCCAUGAAGCUGAUGAAUGAAAUUGAGGCAGAUCGGUCGGGAACAGUUGCAGAAAUUAUUGCACAGGAUGGCAAGCCAGUUUCUAUUGAUUCUCCACUCAUUGUGAUCGCACCAUGAGCAUCAGUUUGAGAAUGGGAGAAAUCAAACAUGGAAUAUGUCACACCAGAGAUUUUAUUCUAGGGCUUCUUUGAUCUUUCUUGUGAGGAGGUGAGGUACAAGGUACAGAAGCCUAGCUAACGUGCUAGUUGCAUUGACAUGGAGCAGGAGGCAUUGUGAUAAUUUCUAUUUAUUUAUUUUUGCAUGUAAAGUGUUCCUUUCACCUUCAAAUUAUAACGAAGGUUGGUGUUUCAUUUGACUGUAGUAUCAGAUUUUUCUUUCAUCAAUCGAUAUGUAACUUUCCCUGUUAGGUGCCUUUCCUUAAACAAGAAAAAAUGGUAAUAAACAACAAAAGAUUCAAAUUAUUAUCAAGUCACAAUGUGGCUCUGAUGAGCUUAUGGUAGGCUAGAAUCAUAUGAAUCUACGUUAGUUUGAAUUCUUUCUUGAACUAUAAGCAUUCAGUGUGCAUAAAUUUUGCAUAUCAAGAAGUUGCUAUUUUGUAUUGGUUUAUUCAAUAUAUAUGGUCUGCAUGUGAUGCUUGUGUGA
Molecule: messenger RNA, 1847 nt
Organism: Cryptomeria japonica (Japanese cedar)
Lineage: Eukaryota; Viridiplantae; Streptophyta; Pinopsida; Cupressales; Cupressaceae
Product: biotin carboxyl carrier protein of acetyl-CoA carboxylase, chloroplastic
Exons: 7
Coding region: 447-1322 (291 amino acids)
Biological process (GO): fatty acid biosynthetic process
Cellular component (GO): acetyl-CoA carboxylase complex
Molecular function (GO): acetyl-CoA carboxylase activity
Source: RefSeq, a predicted model, not a curated record